GUCUCGGAGAAGAUAAACAAAAAGGAAGGAAGCCUUCGGCCAUAGAAUCGCGGCAAAAUCGGUUCAAAAAUUUAGCUUACAAGCUACAGUUAGCAACUACAUGUGCCCCUUUAUUGCUUAGAUAAUUACCAUUAGGCGUUCGCAAUCAUGGACGAGGGGAUAAUAUUUCGUAUGAGCGCUUUUUCCGAGCAAGGGGGGAGGAAAUACAUGGAGGAUGUUGUCGAGAUAAGAAUCGAGUACGAGCCGACGCAGUCGCCGUCGCCAGCCGAAGAUUAUCCAAAGUCGCAGGGAUAUGGAGGACAGGGGAAAGCCGAGAGUGGACCUACAAAACAGACUGAAAAUGAGACACACGACCAUGGCGGUGCUGCCGAGUCUGGCCCAGCUUCUGCUAUGUGGGUAGAGAGUCUGGCGAAUGAGGACAGUAGCAACAACAGCGCACCGGCAUCAGAGGAAAAAGUCGCAGAGCAUGCAGUCGACACUCGGAAGUCUGUGGCGUUUUUCGCUGUUUUCGAUGGCCACGGGGGCCGAGAAGCGGCACAUUUCGCAAGAGAGAAUCUGUGGGAUUUGUUGAAAAGGCAGCGGGGGUUUUGGUCCAAGGAUCACAGUGAAGUGUGUGCUGCUCUCAAGAAAGGCUUCAUCGCCUGUCAUCAUGCAAUGUGGAAAGAACUACCGGAGUGGCCAAAGACUAUUACAGGCCUUCCCAGUACAUCAGGCACCACAGCCAGCGUGAUUGUGAUCCGUGGAGUUCACAUGUACGUUGCCCAUGUAGGGGAUUCAGCUGUAGUGGUUGGAGUGCAAGAAAAUGACUCUGAUAUCAGGCUCCAGGCACUCGAAAUAACACAGGACCAUAAACCAGAACUUCCUAAAGAAAAAGAAAGGAUUGAACGACUCGGUGGCAGCGUAAUGAAGAAAUCUGGGGUGAACCGUGUUGUGUGGAAGAGGCCCCGGCUGACCCACAAUGGCCCUGUGAGGAGGAGUACAGUCAUUGACCAGAUCCCCUUCCUGGCUGUGGCCCGAUCGCUCGGUGAUCUGUGGAGCUACGAUUUCUACAGCGGGGAGUUUGUGGUUUCGCCAGAGCCCGAUACCACCGUAAUGACCCUUGACCCCAGACGGCAUCGCUACAUCAUCCUUGGCAGUGAUGGACUAUGGAAUAUGAUGCCACCCAAGAAUGCAGUCAACAUGUGUUAUAGCCAUGACAAAAUGGUGGGACCAAAGGGAAUGUCUUGCGCCCGCCGACUAGGAUGCACAGCCCUACUGUUCUGGAAAGAACGUAUGCUUCGAGCAGACAACACAACAGUUAUUGUCCUGGCACUACAGGAGCGCGGAGGCCCACCUAUCCCUAUGCAUCGAGAUGAGAUUGUUGUCGACAUGUCUACAGGAAUUGACCAUGUUCCAUUCCCAGGGACUACUUAUAACACAUGUGAGGUCCCAAAGUGGAGUGAUGCAGUGAAUGCUUCCCCAUUCAAAGAAAGUUCCAUGGCUCUGGAGCAGGCAUUUGGGCUGUAUGAAGCAGCCUCCUGUGCCACAGCACAGCUCUUACCGGACGUUGACUCUGUGAGGGCCACACUGCCCCCCUCAGACGGUUCAGUGAAUGAUUUUGAAAAGCAAGACUCAACAACCCAAAUGGACUGCGCCACUCCUGCUCCUCCAUUAAAAAGGUCUCGCCGUUCCCAGCAUACCCCCCCUGAACUUAGAUGUCCUCCCCGUCGGCUCGGCUGGUCCUCCAACAAAAGUUUCCCCCAGAAGACGACUCAUAGCAAUGUACAAAGUGAAUCCCGUCAAACUCGCGCUCAAAAGAGAAGCUCCUCUGAGGAAAGCAGUAUCCUACCACAGCACCACAAUGCCGCCUUGUGCGUGUGUUGAAUCUUGUCUCACAGAAACAGUGUUUUCGCCCUGAGGCCAGAAGGAUAAUCUGCAUCGUGUCAACCUUGCUCAUGUAUCAGGUGUGCCACAGGCCUAUUCCUAGAUGUAUACUUUUUAUACAGUCUUUGUUUUUGUAAAUAAGUGAGAAAUUUGCGAUUGUAAAUGUGUUGCUGUUUUAACUUUUUCUUCUUGCUCUUCUUCCUGCCCCCUCUUUAAAUUUUAGUCAAUAAAAUUUUAAAUUUUAGAUCCAUUCAAUCUACACAAUCUAUUUUCAUACUUAUGAGUAUGUAUAGUAUAUCCGAAAGAUGUAGUUUGAAGAAGAUGGAUCACUACAGUCUAAGAGAACAUCAAUUUACCAAAUUUGUGACACAUGCAAUCUUCCAGUUUUCAUCCAAUGACUUCACUAUUUUAUUUUUAAUUUACUUGUUGGAGUCUUUCCUUUAUUUUGGUGAAAACCUCAGACCAGUUGUUUGGAAUCUUUCCUCUCAUGAAACGUGCUACUCAGCCAUUAAUAGGCUUUUCUUUUAUCGUUUAAUCAGGUGCAAUAGAAGCCUCUGGCAGUGGUAAUACUGUAGCAUGCAAAAUAAUGGAAAAACCUGACAAGCAGUGGUCUGAGGUAAUUAUGUGGGUACUGACUUUUAAGGCUAUAUUAUUUGUUUUGUGUCUUUACCAGUGGCUAAAUAUACUGUCAAGAUCACAAUUGCUACUCAGCUAAUUGUUGUAUCUCAUGCAUAGCUUACGAGGUGGUGUUAAAGGGUCAGUUUACCCAAAUCAGAAAAUAAAAGAUAUACCCCAGUGGUAUCUAUCCAUGUAGAUACUGUAUUGUGAUUUUAGUGAAUUGACCCUUUGAUGGUACUUUGCUUGAUAUAUUUUGUGUGUGCUGGAGAGUCAUAUUGAUCCAUUCCAAGCAUGUCAAUUUAUGAUUUGGCCAAUGGGUAUUGGUACUGUUUUGGGUGCUGAUGUAUAAGCCAAGAUCAAUACCUGUGCCUCAGUGGAAGGUGGUAGGAGUCUGUUUUGCCCUGUUUGUAUAACAUCCAGUUUCAGUGCCCACUAGGCACUAGAACCAUUUUGAUAGGCCUUCCUCUUUGUUUUCAUAUAGUACUGUAUAUUCUUGUGUGUGGUUUGUUCCCAUAACUUGUGUUUUAAUCUGCACUUAAAACACCUUAUGGUACGAAUGCAGGAAGUGCCCGUUUCAUGAUAACUAGUAAUUUACCAUUUGUGUUGAUAUGGCAGCUCAGCUACUGUUCUAGCUGAUUUCUUUGCCUUCAUGUUACAUAAGAGUCAUGGUUGCCUUAGCACAAAUGAGUCACAGGUGCUUUUCACAGGUUUUCCUAUUUGGGACUCAAACGGGUUAGAAUAUCUAGGAUAUGUCAAUGUGUCUAUGGCCGUGGCCCAGCUUCAACUGUUUGUCAUGCACCUUCAGUUCUAUACCAGUGUCAUUUUGCCAUCCACACUACAGCAUACUAAACCUGGUUCAUGUUUUACAGUUCUAUUACAGAGCAGUUUAAUGGUUUUGUACAGUAAGUCAAUAUGCAAUAGAAGUUUGUACAGUACAUUAUUAUGCAAAGUUAUUGGGGGUUUUCAGGAGUCUGGCAUGCUCAGAUCUACUCUCUAUGUUGUGAAGUGUCCAGAGGUAAUGGAUGUUAAUGGGCAUGUUUGUUUUUUUGUUUUGUUUUUUUCUUGGCAAUUACAAAACUUGGGUCUGGCUUCAUAUCCAUUGGAGCCAGUUUUCAGGACUAACUGUAUAAGCUACAUGCUUUGAAAGUGACUUGAUAUACAGUGUCUGUGUGGUGUAAUAAAGUUCUCAUUUUCCAAUUGGUGCUGUUACAUCCGCUGCAGUGUCUAUGUUGUUCACACAACGAUAUCCAACCCUGUGUGUGAAACUGCUAUCAUGACUUUAAUUAUUGACUAAAACAUGUAUCUGUUUCAUUAA
Epinephelus lanceolatus (giant grouper) is the source of this 3796-nucleotide messenger RNA. Its product is annotated as protein phosphatase 1D-like. The record is from RefSeq and is a predicted model, not a curated record. Lineage: Eukaryota; Metazoa; Chordata; Actinopteri; Perciformes; Serranidae. Gene Ontology annotation, molecular function: cation binding; protein serine/threonine phosphatase activity. Gene Ontology annotation, biological process: protein dephosphorylation.